AUGUUGUCCUUUUGGUUAUUAGAUUAGAUUUGAUUUUCUUUUGUCUGUUACAUCUAUUCAUCUAAUGAAAUAUAGAUUGUUCUAGUUGAACAAAUUCAACUAAUCAUGUGGACGGUGCUCCGAAAAUGGCAUUAAAAAUGUUAAUAGAUGAAUGACAUUUUUAAAUUGUGAUCAUCAACAGUGCCAGUUGAGCGUCAGCUGUUUGUCUUUGUGAGUAUGUGGAGGACCAAUGCGUCCCAGGACAUCACAAAGUGGGUUUAUGGUGUGGAAAAGCAAACAGUGAUCCAUUAGCCACACCAAAGUGCCCUGUGGUACAAGCUGCCCUGUAACGGGCCACGUUAAUGUGAUGUUAGAGCUGGAAGUGUGUUGUUGAUCACUCACAGAUUCGUCAGGGGGUUUUGAUUCUGGACUUGUAUGAGAGAGGCAAGGACUCUGUGUCACUGACAUGAUGAACAACACAGAUAAGCAGUGCUACACACGAGAGGACAGUGACGGUUCAGUUUGUGAGCAUUUUAAUGCUGAUGGGGAGACGGGAUUAACCAUAAGCAUAUUAUGAAUACAUUUUAUUCCAUCUUUAUUCAACAUUUAGUCUGCACAAAUUUAGCUGACUUUGAUUCUGAUUAAUAAUUGAUACAAAAUAAUUAUUGACUUUUUUUAUAAAAGGGAUUUUAUCAAAGCCCACAACGUAACAGUAGGUUUUGCCCAAACAGCAAUUACACAUUGUUCAUGUUGGCACAAAUGUUCCACAUGGGAUAAAGAAAUAUGUACCAGAAUAUUUUGUAUUUGGACACAGAAGUGUAUUUAUUAUGACUAUCAGUCAGUAUCUUCGUCGUCUAAAUAAUCCUACUCAAUCUUGCAGCUCAAAGUAGACGCAUUAAAAAGUUGUGAUUUAUGUGAAACUUUUCUGACUAGUAGUUCCAGUUUCUGUUUUUUGAUUCUGUAUCCGUCAUAUUUCCAUUAGGCAGUGCAACUUUAAGGUUUUCAAUGUUCUUGAUUUCCCUCCCCUUUUAGAGAGUCCAAAGACUAAAGGUAAUCACAUGAAGUUAAACCCUGUUUUAUGAUGCCUAGUAAUAGUCAGCAGAUAUGUUAUCCAAGGCUAAGACCAAUCUUAAUGUUAGGCUGAUGCUUCACAGUUGAGUAGAGACAACCACGCAGAUGUUCACAGAGCUGUUUGGUGGAAAUCAUAGGGUUGACAGAGAAAUUUACAUUUAAUCCUAAAGAGGGAAUAGACAACCCAGUGAUGGUCAUCACAGAUGACGCAGACUCUGCGCCGACACCCAGCCCACGCCUGUGUGUUCUUAAACGCGUAAAGGGGGAGUCCUACGGCUUUCAUUUGCGAGUGGAGAGGAAGCGCCAGGGUCACAUAAUCAGUAAUGUGGUGGUAGGGGGAGUGGCAGGGUGCAGAGGCCUUCAAGAUGGAGACAGGCUCUUGGAGGUCAACAACUGCUAUGUUGACGAUGUUCCUCACCCUGAGGUGUCCCGGAAGAUAAAGCUAAGUGGACACCAGUUGUGUUUGUUAGUGUUGGAUGGGGACGAGUAUGAGCAGGCGGUGUCACGAGGCCAAGACCUCAGAGGUAUGGCCAGAGCACACAAGGACAAGGGCUGUAAACCACCCAGACUUUGCCACAUCACCAGGGACCCUGCCUCAGGCCUGGGCAUCAACUUCACACCCGUGGAAGGAGCGAAAGGACGCUUCUCUGUGAGCCUGUUGACAGGAGGUGCUGCUGAAAAGGCAGCGGUGUGUAAUGGAGAUCGUCUGGUGUGGAUGAACGGAGCCACAGUGUCCGACCUCACACACUCCGCACUCAACAGGAUGAUGAAAAAAUGUGGCAAUCACAUCACCAUCCUAGUGAUUGACAGUGAGAGUGAGAAGAACUUCAUGAGACUGAGGAUGCCGAUCCUACCCACCAUGGCUGUUCCACAUAACCUGCCCUACAGGGCCAGAAACCUCCACCUGCUCUGCGGGCCUGAGGGCUACGGCUUCCUCCUGCGGCUGGAGAGGGCGGCAUCAGGACGCACAUCUCAUGUUCUGCGUGAGAUGGACAGAGGCAGUCCGGCAGAGAGGGCAGGUAUGCAGGACGGCGAGCUGCUGCUGGAGAUCAAUGGAGAGUCGGUGGAGACACUGACGCAUGAAGAGAUAGUGGACAGAGUGAGACAGAGUGGACAACAGGUUUCCCUCACCACCAUCACUUCACAGGGGCUCGACUUUUACACCCAGUUGGGCCUGUCGCCUCUACUGUUCUGUGACGAUGAUGCAGCUGAGAAAGAAGAGGAGAGCAGUGCACCAGCCUGCGAAGCACAGACGUCAUCGCAGAAGGAAAUGGAUGGCUCCUCCAAGCCUAGACUCUGCUCGCUCCGAAAAGGCCCUUUGGGGUUUGGCUUUAAUCUGGGUUGUGUCCCACGGACUCCAGGGACCUUCAUCAGUCAGGUGGCUUUUGGUGGCUCUGGGCAGAGUGCAGGUCUACUUGUGGGAGACGUGGUGAUUGAAGUGAAUGGACAAAAUGUCGAAGAGAAAUAUUUGGAGGAUAUUAUUCUUUUUGUUAAGGAAGGGGGGCAUUUUCUUUCAUUAUCAGUCAUGGAUAAGGCUAGCUAUAACAAGAUGAAGCACACUGACACACCAGCCAGAGAUGUCACUGAGCAGGAGGAAGAACAUUUUGACAUAUCCUCUUUGUGAGCAACAAAAAUACAUCUCUCCCAUACCAUGUGUCUGCCAAGGAUACUUCAAACUGAACUGGACAAGAACUUAAACUAAGAUUAUUAUUAUUAUUAUUGUUAUUAUUAUUAUAUUUGCAAAGCUUGCCUUGAUUUAAGGACUUCACAAAGGAAUCCAAAAUAAGCGGAAUGAAGCUUUAACUGUGCAAGUACAGUACAUUUAGAGAUGUUGAACAUUAAGUAUUAGCUGACAACUGCCACAUAUGAUCUCAGUUAGAUAAAAUGCAGAAUAAAUAAAAUACACAAUUUAAAGGACCAUAAUCUCCAUUAACUAAAUAUCUCAUUGCAUUGAGAUGGAUAGCAACCAGUGGCUGUAUGUAAACAGAACAACAUUGGGAUAUAUAAGAAAACUAAUACUCUUCUGAAAAUGAACAUCAGUAAUGUAAAGUAUGCAUGAUAAAAGGGCAAAAACAUGUCUAAACCGGUAAAUAUGUAAAUUGGUUUUGUUGAUUGUAUUGUUGUGAGUGGGAGUGGAAGGUAAAGUGUAAAUGUUUUAUGUCUUAUGUAUAAAACCUAUUAAAUAAAACGUUUGCUCUUGAUGACAAA
This is a messenger RNA of Scophthalmus maximus (turbot), 3258 nucleotides long. RefSeq names its product PDZ domain containing 3b (gene nherf4b). Gene Ontology annotation, biological process: protein localization to plasma membrane. NCBI's taxonomy places the organism in Eukaryota, Metazoa, Chordata, Actinopteri, Pleuronectiformes, Scophthalmidae. The transcript is spliced from 11 exons. The coding region runs from base 1241 to 2674 and encodes 477 amino acids. Gene Ontology annotation, molecular function: signaling receptor binding; protein-membrane adaptor activity. Gene Ontology annotation, cellular component: apical plasma membrane. The record is from RefSeq and is a predicted model, not a curated record.